This is a messenger RNA of Sphaerodactylus townsendi, 3593 nucleotides long. It is a transcript of the gene PRPSAP2, whose product is annotated as phosphoribosyl pyrophosphate synthetase associated protein 2. The transcript has 12 exons. Gene Ontology annotation, cellular component: ribose phosphate diphosphokinase complex; cytoplasm. Bases 1596 to 2705 code for a protein of 369 amino acids. The record is from RefSeq and is a predicted model, not a curated record. Gene Ontology annotation, molecular function: magnesium ion binding; ribose phosphate diphosphokinase activity. NCBI's taxonomy places the organism in Eukaryota, Metazoa, Chordata, Lepidosauria, Squamata, Sphaerodactylidae. Gene Ontology annotation, biological process: purine nucleotide biosynthetic process; 5-phosphoribose 1-diphosphate biosynthetic process.
AUCCUCUGAAGAUGCCAGCCACAGAUGCAGGCGAAAAGUCAGGAGAAAAUGCUUCUAGAACAUGGCCAUGCCAGCCUGGAAACCCCACAAUACCCCACUUAUCUAUCCUUAAUUAAAAGUUCAUUCUUUUCACAAUGUAAUAUAGCCAACACUUAUUUAUUCAUUCUUUUCUUAAUAUAUCCCACACUUACCUGUCUUAUCUUUAAUUGAAAGUUCAUUAUUUUCUUGAUAUACUAUAGCCAAGACUUACCUGGCUAUCUUUAUUUGAAAUUUUUUUCUUAAUAUAUCCAACACUUCCCUGUCUAACUUUCACUGGACUUUCUUGAUAGAAUAUAUCCAGAUCUUACCUGUCUAUUUUUAAUUGAAAACUUACUUGUUUUCUUAAUGUAUAGUCUAAGCCACAUUUAUCUAGCUGUUAUUUAAAAACUUGUUGGUUUCUUUAAUAUAUAACAUAAAUAACAUGUAAUAUAUAUGUUACUUAAAGUCCAUUGUUUUCAUAAUGUAUAAUGGAUGCAAUACUUCUCUAUCUUUUAAGUGGAAGUCUGUUUUUGAAAUGUACAACCUUUUAAAAAUUUGAAUAUUUAUUGUUCUUUAAAUAUAUCCAACAUUUGCCUAUCCAACAUUUGCCUAACCCUAACUCCACAACACUUAUCUUUUGUUUUUAAUUGACAGUUUACUGUUGCUUUCCUAACACGAAAGAGACAAAACACAUAUCUUUUGUUUUUAAUUGACAGAUUACUGUUGCUUUCCUAACAUGAAAUAGACAACGCUUGAGUAUAUGAUAGGCUUUCCCAUCCGUAAUUGUAGUCCUCUCCCUAGAACCAAGCAAAAGGGAGUUGGGGAAAAGAAAAGGGAAAAAAGGAAAGAAAAUCAAGAAAGAGAGCACUAUAUUUAUAUCUGAGUUCUGAGAAAUCUUGCUUAAUCUGACUCCCUGAGUCUAAAGAGGAACAUAAUGAUUUCAGAUGGGGUAGGGGGUGAAGAGGGGGAAAUGCAGAAAUAAAGGUCUGUCUGUUGCUGCAAAAUUAAUGUUCGCUCCCACCUGCCAAAGCAGAGAAGCUGGAAUAAAUGUCAGGGCACCGCUGGACUCGUUAAAUUAUUAUUGUGUAUUACUGUGGUUCGGAAGCUGCCCCGGGUGAAUCUUUGCUGGGAAUAACGGGGUGCAAAUAUUUUAACGCAACAGAUAUUUAACAAUACGGAAGUAUUUAAAUAACACAACUGUGUAUGUCUGGGGUACCGUUCUUCAGUGAAUUGUGGGAGAAAAGGGAGGGGUCAGUUCUACUUGUUUUUACUGCUGCAGGCUAGCUGUGUAAUUGCACUGGGGGAAAUAGGGUUUCUCUGUUUCAUCUGAUUGGGGGUGUGUUUAUUACCUUAUCUUCAGGCAUAGCAUCCUGUACGGAACAGGUUUUCCUUGACUGGAUGUAACAAAGGCGUCAUAAUAAGGUAAAGGUUUUGUGUCAGCGAAUGCGGGAAACAGCAUUGCUGCUUCGUGGGAGCAAACGGCAAGAGGCUUCCCGCUCCGUGCCAAAUCUGCUGAGCAGUUUUCAUCGGUCGCGUUGUUAUUUUGUCAUAGAAGCAGGAAGACAAAGCAGGAUUUAAUGUUUUGUGUGGCACCCCAUGGAAUAGGAUCCACCAUGAAUGUAACCAAGGGUGGUCUGGUGCUCUUCUCGGCCAAUUCCAACCCGUCAUGCAUGGAACUAUCAAGAAGAAUCUCUGAGCGCCUCGGAAUUGAGAUGGGGAAAGUCCAGGUUUAUCAGGAGCCAAACAGAGAAACGAGGGUGCAGAUCCAGGAGUCUGUGCGAGGGAAAGACGUCUUCAUCAUCCAGACGGUGUCAAAGGAUGUGAACACAAUCAUCAUGGAACUCCUGAUCAUGGUCUACGCCUGCAAGACCUCCUGUGCCAAAAGCAUCAUCGGCGUGGUCCCCUACUUUCCGUACAGCAAGCAGUGCAAGAUGCGCAAACGGGGCUCCAUCGUCUCCAAGCUGCUGGCCUCCAUGAUGUGCAAAGCAGGUCUGACUCAUCUGAUCACUAUGGACUUGCAUCAAAAAGAAAUCCAGGGCUUCUUCAACGUCCCGGUCGAUAACCUGAGAGCGUCGCCAUUUUUGCUGCAGUACAUCCAAGAGGAGAUUCCAGACUACAGGAAUGCUGUGAUUGUGGCCAAAUCGCCUGCCUCUGCGAAGAGGGCGCAGUCGUUUGCCGAGCGUUUGCGGUUGGGGAUCGCUGUCAUACACGGGGAGGCCCAAGAUGCCGAGUCGGACCUGGUGGAUGGACGUCAUUCGCCCCCCACAGCCAAAAACGUUGCUGCCAUUCACCCGAGCUUAGAGAUCCCAAUGCUGAUUCCAAAAGAGAAACCGCCCAUCACUGUUGUCGGAGACGUAGGAGGAAGAAUAGCCAUCAUAGUGGACGACAUCAUCGACGACGUUGACAGCUUCCUGGCCGCCGCCGAGACUCUCAAAGAACGAGGGGCCUACAAGAUCUUUGUCAUGGCCACCCACGGCCUCCUUUCCUCGGACGCCCCCAGGUUGAUAGAGGAGUCUGCCAUUGACGAGGUGGUGGUCACCAACACCAUUCCGCACGAGAUACAAAAACUCCAGUGUCCCAAAAUCAAGACUGUGGACAUCAGCCUGAUCCUCUCCGAGGCCAUCCGCAGAAUUCACAACGGGGAGUCCAUGUCGUACCUUUUCCGAAACAUAGGCCUGGAUGACUGACCGUGCCUCGGAGGCUUUUGCAAGAGAAAAAUUCAGGGGCCAAAAACGGAACACGGACCGUAAAUUUCAAACUGUGAAUCUUUGUGGCUUCAUCCUUUGUAUUUCAACGGAAUCCUCCCUCUUCCCCCCCCCCCCCACACACACACAUCUCAGCAGUUGAGUUGCUCUCCUCCCGUGCUUUAAAUUUAGUAACGAGAUUUUUGAGAAGCUAUUUUUUCCCCCUUUGCCAUGUUUGUGAAAAACCAGACUGGACCAAAAAAAGAAAAAUACCCUUCAGGGGAAAAAAAUUAGCCUCCGUUAGGUUAGCUGCGCUCCUUUACAGGCAGUUGCGUCUUUGGAGAGAAUGGUGGUUUGUGAAAGAGCUUUUUUUUCUGCAGGAGAACAAUCCCAAUGUCAGGUAAGCAGGUUGGUCACCCGGCAUGAGGUCCUUUUCUUAAUGAGACGCGUAGAGGGGUCCUUGAAGAAUCCACAAGCCAAAAGCUUUCCCUCGCCAGACGAAGAUCGCAAGCGAGAGUUAAAGGGAUCCUUUGCAAGAGUUCCUCCGCCCCUCACCGGCUGGCUCUCGAGCUGCUUCCGUCUCCUUCUUGGAGGCCUGUGUUGAACUUGGUGGAUCGUGCCGGAAGAAAACGCACGCACAACACUCCGGAGGAACUCGGCUCCUCGACGAAGCGUUCCUCGUUUCCCAAACCGCUUGUGCAGCCAACUGCUUUUGCAAGGGCUGGUUGACGUCAACGCCUCGCGUCUGCCAAGCCAAAAAAUAAUAAUUUUGUGCCGUUGUCUGCGAUUCACUGUCUCUUUUUUCUGUAGAAAUGCUUUUAUAGGAAAGGCGUAUGGAAUAUGCACCGGUAUUUAUUUUCUGUGACAAAAUAAAAUCUGGGUGUUUUUUUU